AUGGAAACAAUAGCCGUCCUUAUGAUAGGCCUCGCUCGCGGCUGUCCUGUCUCCGUCGGUUAUCUCAAAGUACCUGACGGCAAAUCGAUCAUCAGAGACGCAGAUAGUGAUAUAGAGUGGUCUCCCCCGGUUGCAGAUCGAGCCGGAUAUGCCCGGGUCAACAAGUUAGCAGAAGCCGGAAGUAUAUUGUACCAAUGGUGUGCCGUAAAUGGCAAUUUCCAACAGUCGGGAUCUCCAAACCGUAGUAACGCCGAGCUAAAGAAUCCCAAGUCACUGGAAUUAAACGAUUCUGCCCAGAUGAGACUAGGGACGGAGGGAAAGGGUCAUGUCAUUUAG
Aspergillus ochraceoroseus IBT 24754 is the source of this 336-nucleotide messenger RNA. RefSeq lists its product as uncharacterized. The transcript has a single exon. The coding region runs from base 1 to 336 and encodes 111 amino acids. Lineage: Eukaryota; Fungi; Ascomycota; Eurotiomycetes; Eurotiales; Aspergillaceae. The record is from RefSeq and is a predicted model, not a curated record.